Porites lobata is the source of this 4148-nucleotide messenger RNA. NCBI's taxonomy places the organism in Eukaryota, Metazoa, Cnidaria, Anthozoa, Scleractinia, Poritidae. The record is from the annotation of a GenBank genome assembly.
AUGACUGAAUACAGCAAGAAAGUAGAGUUCCUUAAAGGUUUAAUAGAAACACAGAAAAUGGUGAGACAGAUCAAUGUUUUGAAAUCUUAAGAUACGCAUCUGUUGUUGCAUUCAAAUGGGAAAAAUUAUUGUUUAGGAAUAACUAGGAAAUGCUUUUCAUCAGAGAAUAUACAAGUACAAUAAAUUGUAUAUCAUUUGUAUGUUACCGGUAAGUAUUUUACCAUUAGUUGCAUGUAAGUGUGGACACGAGAUAAAAAAACAUGUUCUUAUAGGGUGCCUGACAUGCCGUUAUAGCAAACUGUCACACCAAAGGUAAUUUGUUUAUAUGUUCUUGAUUGGCGUGGUCUGCUCAUAUUCCAUUUACGUUUACACGUGACUUUCCGUUUAUUGUCUUCUGUUUUAUUUAUGUGAGUAAAACUUACAUGCAUAUGCACGUAAAAAUUAUGGGACAGUGGAAAUCCACCAUCAGUCAUAAGGGGAAAAUCCAGGCACCCUUCAAUUUCUACUGGCUCUGAAAAUACCUUGAUAAUUUAGGUUUGUUAGAAGCUCUCACAUUCUCUUUUCCAAGGGUUUGUUCCCUUUAAUUUUCUAUUGCAGUUAUUGUAUAUCCAUGUAAAAUAAGACUUACCUUCACUUUGUUUUGUAGAAAUCACCAACAGAAAAACUUCUCGCCAGUCGGCAGUUAGUGCGUCCACUGAGUCAAACAUCAAAUGCACAGACCACAGAGGCAGACAAAGGACAAACAGUAAACAGAGCACAAGAACUUCACAUCAGAGCAAAGUCACAGAUUAAUAAAGAGAUGAGAAGUGAACUUCUGGGAGAAGGUGAGAAUAAUGCAGCUAACAAUAUUUCACUUCUGAUACAAUGCACUUGUAAGUUGGUUUAUUUGAUAUUUAUUUUUGUUGAUUUUUGUAAGGAUCAUGCACAUUACUGGCUUACAUUCCUCGACACAUUACAAAGGUUUUCUUAGCCCAAUAUUUUCACAAAACUAAGGACUUUCAGGGCACCUUAUCAUGGCACAUUCAUUUUGCCUUGUUUUUGGUCAUUUUGUGACAUGAAAUACUUUGGUUUUUUUAAGUAAAUUGAAUAAUAAAUUUAAUUUAUUUAUUAGUGUUAAGAGUUAACAAGGAACCUUGCUUAUUUUCCAGACAAUAAGAAAGACAAUCAUGGACUGCGAAACAGGUGACUGAUUAUAUAAUAUUAUUUCACUUGCAUAUUACUAGUUUGGUCCCUUAGUCGCUGUAACAAAUAACUCUUUAUUUUCAAAUCCCUCAUAAUCACUCUGUUUGCUCCCAAUGCAACACUUGGCAUAAACUAUAGUCUUCAAAUGCUCCUGGGAGAACUGUGUAGUUCCAAGGGCUUCUGAGAACAAAAACUUUAUCGGUGAUAAAAUUGUUGAAACAUUGUACUCAAAUAGGGUAACUUCAGAGAACAAAAGAAUGCGCACCCUUUCCCCCCUACACAAUUCAAAGUUGGGGUGUUUGUUGUUUUCUGUACGUAGCUUGAACAGCAGCACAACAUUGCAUGGAGCAGAUGGGGGAGGAAAAGCUUUAUUUUCACCUUUUGAAGUCAGUAAAACCUCAGAAAGCCCCUUUAGGGCAAAGUGUCUCUACUAAUUUUGUCACCAUUAUUGUAGGGAGGCAAACAGAGUGUAUUAUGUGGAAACUCCAAAAAUAAAAGUCAAUGGAAACAAAUCCCUGAUAGCAAGUCAGUAUGACUUUUUAACUAUGCACAGCUGGUGUCAACUUAAUAUUUUCUGCAUCAUGAAUUGUUUGUUAGUGAUGAACAAUCUGCCUUUUAUAGCCUGUGUUCCAGCUCCUUCCCACACAUUGUCUAAACCCUCAGAGUGUGUUCCAUUUGAAUGAUCCAAAUAAGGAUCAGUGACUUGUGAUCACUCAGAAUAUAGCACAUCAAAGGACUCAAUGAAUCAACCCUGGGAAAGGAUUCAUUAGUUCACUUGAUGUACCAUUGCCUAGUUUCAAAUCGAGAGGUGCUGGAUAUGAGUCAGUUUACUAUGGGCUAAAUAACAUGAGACCUAUAUAGUCAGAAAGAGUGAAUUAGCAAUAUUCUCAAGUUUCGUGUUUAUUGGGCCUAUUUUGGAAGAUAUAAAUAAAUGUAAGGACGAUGUGACCGGCAAUCCGUACAUGUACAUCUCUUAUAAAAGUGAUUUUCAAGUUUACAGAUAGCUGUAUCCUGCUCGAUAUUGGCGUGAUCGACACCACACUUUCAUAACCUCAAUGUACUUUUUCUGACCAUGUGGAUCUCGUGUUGUUUAUCUCAUAAUAAACUGACUUGUACCCAGCCCCUCUCAAUUUGAAACUAGGUAAUGGCCGAGUGAUCUCUAACCUGGAUCAUCCCAAAGGAACUCACCCUUAGUCUAUACAAGCUGUACAUGUAGUGUCUGCCAUGCAGGCUACUUGUUUUUGACAAUCUUUUUUCUUGAAGAUUAACAGGCAACAAGAAAAGUGAUGCAAAUGAUGAAAGCAUUGACUCAGUUCUACAAUACCAUCAGAACUUACAAGAAAAUGUAGCAGAGGAAAUGAUAAAAAUGGCUCAGCAUAUAAAACAUACAUCUGUCAUGGCCAGCAACAUUAUUAAAGAAGAUAACAAGGUUACUAGGAUGUUUGUCCUUUAAUAACAGUAAAUAACAAAUUAUUGGAUGAGGUCUUUUCCUGACAUCUGAACAGACUAGGUCAAGUAAAUAAUGUUAUUGGCUGUAGCUGAUAACUCUUACUGAGACUUUGAUUAUUGCGAAUACCGUAUUUCUUUGAAUAAUAGCCGUCCAUCAAUUAAUCGCCUUCCUUGAAUAAUCGUCCCCCACCCCUGAUGGAAAUGUUUAAAAUAAUCGCCUCCCUAUAGGUUACCCAAUAGGGAUAGCCAUUGUGGAACUUGGAGGAUGGAGCUAAAGUGGAGUCUGACUAAGCAAAACUGAUCAGUGAUGAUUCAAGCUCAGACACCUCGGAAAUUCACAGCAAAAAAUCAAUCAAUUAGGAACCAAAUUUGAAACACUUUAAAUGCCAAUGUUCAGUUUAUCUGAUGUGAUCAUUUUUUUAUUUAAUGGGAAAAUAGAACAAAUAUUUGGGGCAUGACUUCUAGUCAGCAAUAUUUGAAAUAGUCACCUCCCUUGAAUUAUCGCCUUCCCUUGAAUAAUCACCCCCAGCUAUUAUUCAAAGAAAUACGGUAUCCAAUGAGAAUUGUUUUAUUAUACACGGUUGUGAAGAAAAUAGUGUUAUGAUGAACACAUUGUCCUUGAAUACCAAGCUUUGUGAACACAAUUUGAAGGCUGUCAUAUAUAUGAUCAGCUACCAAGGUGACCCCUGGCCUACUGUUAUAAAUUUAACAGAAUAAAAAUAGAACCAAAUGAAAUCUCUACCUGUUUGAUUCCCUGCUUGCUUGUUUCCUGCAACUUGAAAUCUUAGUGACAGCCAUAUAAAUUUGUAUCACUAAGUUUCUUUACUAUUGUAGAGACGAAUUACCCAAAUUUUUUGUGGCAAAACCACUGCCAAGAAUGCAAAAAGUCCACUUUUGGUUGACGUGCAUUAUUCCAAACAAUGUUGUUUAAAAGCUACGGUAACAUGGUUUUUCAGAAUUGUUGAUGUGGACUUAAGUUAAGGCUUUAAAAUGGCUCCUAUAAAGGAUAAUGCCUCAGCCCGAAGGCCUUGUUAAAGAUAAUGACCGAGUGCCCGAGGUCAUUAUUUUUAACAAGGCCUUGGGCCAAGGGGUAUUAUUUAAUGUACUUUUCCACUGUUUUAGAACCAGCAAGUCAUAAUUAGGAUCUCUUGUCCCACCAGAGUGACCUGGGCUUUAAUUUACUGAAAAUUAUAAGUAAUGUUUAAAACAAAUAGGAAUGUGCAUUAAUAACAAGGAAGGCGUAUUUACAAAUCGGUCAGUUUAGAAAGGCUCCAUGUAAAUACAACAGAGAUAAACUUUGAAAAACUUACUGUUCAAUUUUGUGUUUUGUUUUUUAGACCUUGGAGCAGUCAACAAAGCUUGCAGAUUCAAAUUUUGAGAAACUAAAACGAGAAUCAGAAAGACUUGAGGAAUUAACACAGACACCAUGUUCCUGGUGGAUCUGGAUUAUGAUAAUUACAGUCUGUAUUGUGUUUAUGUGGAUGAUUAUAUUUAUUAGACUUUUCCCAAGGAAGUGA